Messenger RNA from Oppiella nova, 1065 nucleotides. The record is from the annotation of a GenBank genome assembly. NCBI's taxonomy places the organism in Eukaryota, Metazoa, Arthropoda, Arachnida, Sarcoptiformes, Oppiidae.
CUCAUUGUAUUCAAAUACGAGGCGCCGGCUUAUAAUCAUUUCAGAAUUAUUAACAAUCGCAACAAUAUCAACGUCAAAUUACAUUAUCAAGCAAUUAAUCAUGGGUGUGGACUUGAAUUAACUGAACGCCAGGGUAUUAUCUACAGUCCUGGGUAUCCGAUCGGGUAUUACCACAAAAUGAAUUGCGAGUGGAAGAUACGGGUGCCUAAGAAUCAUACGAUUAUAUUACAAUUUAUUGAUUUCAAAACUGAGGACACUGAUCAUUUAACAAUAUCUGACUAUACGAUCAGUGGAUAUAGUGGACAUCAAUUACCACCAAAUCUGUACAGCGCUUCCAAUGCAUUGACUCUGACAUUCAAGACAGACAUGUCUGUAACGGACAGAGGCUUCAAAAUUGCCUACAAAGCAAAGGAACUAGAUCCAAACGUGACAUUUUUAGCUUCAGCUUAUAAUGUGUUAAUAAAGUUAAAUUCAAGUGAUGUCAAGACUAUUGCUAUGAAUGGCGAUAUUAUGUCGGGUUUAAUGGAUUAUAACAUAAAAGAUGAUCGCAUUGUAUGGUUUGAUCCACAAAAACAUAAAUUUAUACUGAAGUCCAUUGAAUCUACUGUUGAUAUGUCCGAUGAGAUCGAUGUCGUUGGACAGCCUAAUAGUCUAUUACUCGAUUGGGUCCACGACUUACUCUAUUGGUUAGACAUUAAGUCAAAGACAAUCAAAACUGAAAAUCCGAGAGAUUUAGUGAUAAAUGUUGUGAAAGGAGUACUCGUUUGGAGUAAUAUUGGGUUUGAGGCAAACCUAAUGCAAACACAUUUAGACGGAAGUAAUCAAUCGGUUCUUUACGGCAAUAAUAGACAAGCAUUUCAUCUGACAGUUGACUAUCAGACACAACGAUAUUAUUUCAUUGAUAUCAACGAUCACUCACUCUAUAGUAUAGACUUCGAUGGAAAUAACGAGACAUUUAUUUUAAAAUCCAAAGAACUCUUCGAUCCAAUCAUUUCGAUACAAUUUUUUAUGACAAACACUAUAGACAUCGAUCGGCGAGAGUUUACUAACCGGAACUGGAUUUAA